Molecule: messenger RNA, 3041 nt
Organism: Nymphalis io (European peacock)
Lineage: Eukaryota; Metazoa; Arthropoda; Insecta; Lepidoptera; Nymphalidae
Product: neuroligin-1-like
Exons: 15
Coding region: 219-2483 (754 amino acids)
Biological process (GO): postsynaptic membrane assembly; modulation of chemical synaptic transmission; chemical synaptic transmission
Cellular component (GO): synapse; postsynaptic membrane; cell surface
Molecular function (GO): signaling receptor activity; neurexin family protein binding
Source: RefSeq, a predicted model, not a curated record
GCUUGUGUUGAGAUACGAGUGUUCUAAGCACGAAGCUAGCGGUUAAAUUUUCGAAACGAGCUGUGUUAUCUGCUCUCAAAUAUCGGGCGGUGUUUUGAACCAAGUGCGUUCAGUGUACUCGAGCUAUGGUGAAUUUUCGUGUCAGUGUCGAGUGAAUUAUAAAUCGGGGCUACCUCGGUGAGCCGGCACCGCUAGAGCCAAUCGUCGCGUGAUGGCGCAUGGAGUGCGCGCGGACGGCGUGGUGCGCGACGCUGGCGCUAGCCGUGCUGGCGGCGGCGGGCCCGCGCUACAGCUCGCGCAUCGUACACACGCAUGCCGGAGCAAUCAGAGGCAUCAUAGUGGAACCUGCAUCACGUCGCUUGGAACCAGUGGAAGUAUUCCGCGGAGUUCCGUACGGAGCACGGCCGGCUCGUCUGGCACCGCCUCCGCCACCACCAUCCUGGCCAGGCACGCGCCUCGCCGACACCUUCGCGCCUGUCUGCCCUCAGCGCUAUCCCGACAUAUCGAACAAGAGUGCAGCAUUACUAAGGAUGCCGCUAGGACUUUACAACGAACUCAAAGUGACGAUUCCAUUGCUCGCCAACCAGAGCGAAGAUUGCCUCUAUCUCAAUAUUUACGUUCCCGGUAGCGGUGCGCGAGGCGUGGAAGCGCCUUACGCAGUGGUGGUGUGGCUGGGCGCAGCGCACGAGUGGGGGUCGGGCAACGCGCUUGAUGGUGCCGUGCUCGCCGCGCGUGCUCACCUGCUCGUCGUCACGCUUAACUAUAGAAUAGGAUUAUUAGGUUAUUUAACAACAGGCGCUUCGGAUGAAGUGUCGAUGUCUGGCGGUGCUGCUCCCUUAGACGUCGCAGCAGCACUAACGUGGGUCAGAAAGAAUAUUGCAGCAUUUGGUGGUGACCCAAGAAGACUGACCCUUGCCGGACACUCUGCUGGAGCAGCUUUGGCUAAUGUAAUGCUGAUGCUCCCUUUAAGUAAAGGUCUAAUAACACGCGUGCUGCUAUUGAGUGGGUCAGCACUUAGUCCAUCAGCCCUGGCGCCUGAGCCGGCAUUAGCUCGAGAGCAUACUGCGCAAGCGCUACGGUGUGCUCGAGAUUCAAACAGUGGGGAACAUUGGUUAGCUGCGUGUAUUCGUUCUCGUCCUCUGGCAGUGCUACUAGCGGUUGAAGCUCCGCGUGCCAGAUUUCUAGCUGGCUGGGCUCCAUCAGUACCCACCAGGGACUCCCAGGCCCAAGCCCCGACCAAAGCACUACAUGCAAGUGAAAUAUUUCUGGACUGCGCUUUAGCCGUCGUCGUGACGACUACUGAAAGCUACCAGUAUUUUAGUGAGGAUGACGUUCGACAUGGCUUUGAAGAAGAACACAGGAGUCGUGUUCUGCGUACGUACGUCCGCAACGUGUACCGCUACCACCGCAACGAGAUCUUCGCUGCCAUACGCAACGAAUACACGGACUGGGAGAAACCGAUCCAGCACCCGAUCAACAUCCGCGACGCCACGCUGGAGUCGCUCAGCGACGCGGCCGUGGCGGCGCCGGCGCUGCGGCUGGCGCAGCUGCACGCCAAGCGCGGUGCGAAGACUUACUUCGCGCACUUCGCUCAUCAAAGCAAGGAUUCUGAUUAUCCUCAGCGUUUGGGCAGCGUCACGAGCGAAAACCUACCAUACUUCCUCGGCUUACCUCUUGUGGGUGGUAUGCCAUUUUCUCCGAGAAACUAUUCGAGGGGUGAUGUAGCUGUGGCGGAAACCACAGUCGCCCUUCUAGCAGGGUUUGCGAAGACUGGGGACCCAACUCCUAAGACUGAUGAUCAAAGAAGUGACGCAACCAGCUGGCCUCAAUACGAACUGAAUACGCAGCAAUAUUUAAGUAUCGGAACAAAAUUGCGCGUAAAAAGCCACUAUCGAGGACAUAAAAUGGCAUUAUGGCUGCACUUGAUACCGCAGCUGCAUCGACCAGGAGCCGCGCCGAGGCACCAUCAGUUCCGCUCUGUACAUCCUGAUAUGUUCGCAGGGGAAAUAUUCCCAGAGAUGUAUACCACACCGUCACUAGAAGAAGAGGAAACACCUGAGGAACAAGAACCUGAAGUUGAAGAGUGCGAGCCUUCGCCCUCUGCCCGACCAGCCCUCGCUGCACUCCCCGCCUCACAGCCAUCGCCUAAAGAAGAUUCAUUGACUACUCUCGAUAGCCAAUAUUACAGUUACACAGUGGCGCUUGGAGUAACAGUUGGCGCUGGAUGCUUCCUAUUAGCACUAAAUCUUCUAGUGUUUGCUGGUAUAUAUCUGCAGCGUGGAAAGAGACGCAACAAUCGUCGCCCAAGAAGAGAAGGCAGCUGUAGCAGUCGCGCCAGAGCGGGUUCGAUGACCAGCGAUCCCAUGACCAUCACCUCGCCGAGGAAGAGCACGCUAAAGCGCAGCAGCGAGGCAGAACUAAAGGAGAGACCGAGCACCGCGCCUCCAAAAAAACGCGUACAAAUCCAAGAGAUCUCAGUGUAGAGGAGUUUUGAACUGGCACGAUGAUAAUGUGAAUAAUGGAAGAGAUAACUCGUGAAAUUAGUGAAGUGAAAUAUUUCCGUCGUGGAAUGUAGCCAUCGGAUCGUUACGGGUGGGCGAGCUUCGUCCGCUCCACUGACUCUCCUUGCAUCGGUAGUCCGAUGCACGUGUGACGUAUCCUCUGACUGUAUUACCCUCUGUGGAUUUACCCCUUCCUAUAUAUAGUAAUGUAUCAAUUCUGACCAAUAUACGGUUUUCGGUGGUAUCCGAUUCAUCUUAAUGUCGCCUGUAGUCAAAGACGUUAUGUACCUUUUAUACUCUGUUAGUUGAAACGGUCACUUUGUCUCGUGCGAUGGUACCAACGUAAAUUAUGUUUCCGUUGUCUGUUGUACUUUCGUCUCUUUUUGUCAGCUGUGUCUUUACUUUCUGAAUUGUAAUUUUAAAUUUAUUUCUUCACUUUAAGUUUCCGACUCGAAAACACAAACAGUUCUUGUUAUUGCCUUUUAUUCUUUGCAACUUAAAGAAGCUAAAAGAUAAGGAAGGAAAAGUGUUUUAUGUACU